Phaeoacremonium minimum UCRPA7 is the source of this 588-nucleotide messenger RNA. RefSeq lists its product as hypothetical. Bases 1 to 588 code for a protein of 195 amino acids. NCBI's taxonomy places the organism in Eukaryota, Fungi, Ascomycota, Sordariomycetes, Togniniales, Togniniaceae. The record is from RefSeq and is a predicted model, not a curated record. The transcript has 2 exons.
AUGUCUGGGGAUGUACUGGCAAAUAUCUCAUUUAUACAGGAUGAUCCAGAGCUUUUCAAGAAGGAAAAGCCUUACAUGUCAUUGCUCCCCGACGACAGCUCCUUUCCCAUCACAAACUGGGCCUUCGCGUCUGACCAGCUAACGCCCAUCCAUGAUAUGCGCUCCAGGAUUUCCGAGCUGCGCUUGAACAACCACGGCUUCAUCAUUGUUAAAAGUCAGCUACGAUUCCACGGUGUGGCCCAUGCUGUCGGUCAGCCCGACCCUCCGGCUCAACUUAUCGAGUACCUGGCAGAUAUCACGAACGUUGUGAAGGAUAUCACUGGCGCCGAGAAGGCAUAUUGCAUCGAUUGGCGGUUCCGCAAGGCAGGCCGCCAAGAUAUCAUUGACGGCUUCGAAGACAAGGAUCCCAAAAGGCACUCUUACACUCAUCCAGCGUACAAGGCCCAUGCGGGUGCGGACAUAUAUAGUUCCCUUCGCUCCCCCCUCGAUCUUCUUGCUGACGGUCUGUUAGAUUUGUCUCUAGAUGGCGGCUGGCUGACGCUGAGAGCCUAUCUUUCGGAGACGGAGCGUAAAGAGAUCGAUAAAUGA